AGCUGCUGAUCCAUAUGGGACCAUAGACAUGACCCAUGGAGGAGCUCCUCAGCAACACAAUGUAUUUUUGAGCAACGGAAUAUCACCCUACACUAGCGCCCAUGCACCUAGUCGUGAUCUUUACGCUCCUAUGAACGCCCACUCUCAAGGAACCUCUGUGGCUUCCCAUCAUUUCACUCCACCAUUUGUUCCUCCUGCAACCCCGCAUUUUAUUGACUCUCAGCCACAGGCUGUUGCCUCCUACCAUGCUCCUGCGUUCUCAGAAGCGGCUCCAUUACAUGGGUCUGCAACUAGGAUCUCUGCUGCACCGGUUGAUAAUGGUGUCUCUAAGUACAGAAGCACAUCUUACAAUGCGUACGACCCGCCCAUCCCCUCAGGAACGGCGAGGAGAUCCUCCAUGCAUUCAACGCGCACGGGUGUCGGGUCAGUCCCUACACCACCGCCACCUGUUCCUCCGAUACCUUUGAACCUACCAAGGUCAAGCGAUCUUCAUGAGCCACAUAGGCAACAUCUCGAUACUGACAUUACCUCACCUCCCGUCCCAUACUCCCGACCCGGAGCAUUAGGACGAAUAUUACCGUCUCCCCCUCGUCCAAAAUCAUCGGGGCCUCUAAGAGCGGCCCCAACUGCUCCCAGCGGUCGUUUGAGUGAUCUUCCUCCGUCGACAAACGCCCACUUACAACGGCCCCUUUUGCCCCCUACGACAAGCAAACAAUCGCCUCCACUUCCUCGUCAACCGUCCCCUCCGUCCCCAAUUCGGGGAUCUGCGCCAAUUUCUGUCUCAACGCACGAGGGCUUCGCGUAUUCAGUCCCAGACAACAUGCGUUCAGCGAUAGACUUUGAAUAUCACCAUAGACACUCUGAGCAGUCGCUGCAAGGACCACUCGCUUCGGGACCGAUCAACCAUGCCAAUGCUCCACCAGGAUCCGGUAUUGCAAACUCUUCUCCCGACGAUGGAGGGUUUGAUUCUGCGUUAAACAGUAUACAUUCACUUGGUCAAGUUCUCAACGGGCCUGGGGUCCAGAACGGUGAACCCACUGUUCCGCAUACCGGCGUUGUACUCGGCGAAUCACUUACGCCUGAUCCUACGAUGGACAAUGUACAAUAUGUGACAUAUUCCCCGGAGCCAUUCCCCUGCCCCACAGGAGCUUCGGACGAGAUUGAAGCUGUCUUUAACCCGGCUCAAGCCGGACCCGCCGCGGCACCUUUAGUGAGGACAUUUGAACAGCAGUUUGAUGUUGGCGGCGUAGUUUCGCACUCUAUCAAUGCAUCAGCGUCAGAAGCAGAUGGUACGGCGGUGUCGCAACCUCCCGAGGGGGAUAGUGCACCCAUCUGGUAUGACCCUUAUGCACCUCCAAAAUCGGAACCACCCCCGUCAACCUCAUCAGUCCCGCUAUCUUUACCACCGCUAGCUCCCUCUCUGUCUGCUCAGCCCCAACAUCGUUCAUCUCAGUCAUCAACCAGCUCAACUAUGUCCGCCUAUGCUCCGAUCCCUUCAAUCAGUGCGCACGGCGCGCCAAUGCCUGCUACGAUUCCACACCCGCGGAACCUAGCGCUAGCGGCUCUCGAGUCUUCGUACGUCCCAUCGUUCUCAAAUCCGGACCACACCUCUACCCCCUCUUCGUCUUCUGUCCCCGAAUCAACACCUACUGUCAGAAGCGUCUACGCGCCAUCUCCAUCCCAAACUGCUGAAGAUGACCCACGGACCAGGGCUCGUGUCCCUAUUUUCUGUUUUGGAUUUGGUGGCCGCGUUGCUUCAUGCUUCCACACACAGUUGGACGCUACUACCGGGGUGGAUAUUGCACUAACGGGCAGGAGGUCUUCUCCUAUCUUCAUCAGGACUCUAAAAUCUAUCAUCCCUUCAUCUGCUAUUGAAAUAUCUACUUCUGAAUUUCCUGGCCCUCUGUUCACGGGCCCAAGUUCGCUAGCAAUCAUCAAACCUACCGCCGGGGGGGUCAUAAAAUCAAAGAAGUCGGCGGUUCUCAAGUACCUGUCCGAGCGAGUGGAAGAAGUUGAGCGAGGACUGGGAUAUGUGUCAUCAUCAAAGACGGAUGAGCGCUUUUCCGUUCAGGGGCUCGCUGCACUUCUUCGAGCUCUAUCUGUUAUGGUAGAGAAUGAUGGUCAGCUUUCCGGGAGCCCUGGAAUAGAUAGACAGGUCCGUGAAGCAUUAAUGUCCAGUGCUACUUCCUCGCUGGCCCCUCAUUUGCUCGCAAUGCCAUCUGGAUCGUACGGAUUCUCCACGCCUCUUAUCGAUCGACAGGGAGCUAAUGACCAGUCGAGACUGGCAGUGGAGAAAGAUCCUCCGAUUGCCACAUAUACCGUCCGCUCUUCUUGUCUCGACAGGUUACAGGCAUAUCUUCUUGUCGGAGAUCGGCGCCAAGCUUGUUACUAUGCGUUGGAUCAGAAGUUGUGGGCACAUGCUAUGCUGAUAGCCAGUAGCUUGGACAAGGAGAUUUGGAAAGAAGCGGUGAAUGAAUUCAUUCGCAGCGAACUUGGGGUUGCAGCAGGAGCAGAACAUGGAAAAGCUUCAAAUGGCCGAGAAAGCAUGCGAAUUCUCUACAGCCUCUUUUCUGGCCAGGGUCCCACUUCUAUCCAAGAACUUUCUCCUCCGAAGAGCCUAGCGAAGUCGGCCGAAUUACUUCAACCCGCUGCUCCUUCGUUGGUGCACACCCCGAUAUCCCCCAAUUUCCCAAAAUUACCGAUAACAUCCAGUGUCUCUUCUGAAGCGUUAUCGAGAUGGCCUGAGACAGCAGCAACCGUUAUCUCCAACUUCAGCUCUGGGGAACAUGCAUCUACUUUGACUAACCUUGGUGACCGCCUUCUCUCGAAAGGUUGGAUCGAGGCUGCGCAUGUUUGCUAUCUUCUGUCCCCUCAAAAUUCCCCCAUCAAUGGAGUGGGUUCUCCAUCUGGACGAGUUGUUCUGUUUGGGUGCGAAAACCCUGCGACUCUGAAGAAUAUUAGUGCGAACUACGAGCCCAUCAAUCUCACUGAAGUAGUUGAAUUCGCGCUCUCGUUGGCUCCAUCGUCAGGGAAAGACGCCUUUGCAGGCCUACCACAUCUUCAGGCGUACAAAUUAGCGCGGGCUCUUCAACUCGCGGAAUUGGGGUAUAUCAAGGAAGCUACAAAGUAUUGUGAGGCUAUUUCUUCCGUCAUGAAGGGUUUUACUCGGCCGUCGCACUACUUUACAUUCACCUUCUUUGAGCUGCACAAGGAGCUCACUGAGAGAUUGAGCGGUGUCCCGGACAAGAAUACAUCAUGGAUCAGCCGAACGAUGAAGAAACCUACAAUAGACUCCUUGGGGACAUGGUCGUUUGACAAACUGACUAAAUUUAUCGAGGGAGAUGACCCAUCUCCAGGUCCCGAAGCGAAUGAAGCCACUGCCAAGACAAGUCCUGUCAGUGGAACCACACUCGGUGUUGGACCAUUCUCGCACUACAGUGAGAUCUCGUCUGCGACUACAUCGCAAUUGCCUUCACCGACAGGAUCGACUAAAGGUUAUUCCAUUCCGUCGGGUCCAUCCGCUCCACCAGCGAGGUCGGGUUCUGCGAUGUCAACCCGAACUGGCAAUGUUCCUGUCGCCGCGCAGAUCGACCGAGCUGCAUCAGCUGCUGAGUAUUUGCGACCCACGCGCACGUCGUCUCCCGCCCUUUCCGCACAUCGAGCAGUUUUCUCGGCGGGGCCAUCGACCACAACAUUUGGUAACAGCAGCAGAUACCAGCCAGUUCCUUCCACAACAUACCCGGUCAAACCCACGAGCAACGGGACACCAGCUUUUGGCGCUAGUGGAGGUGGAGGCUGGUGGGACGAUCUCCAAAACAACAACGUGGAAUCUGAAGGUGCUACGCCCGUUGCCACUGCUUUCCGAAUCAACGGAGAUGAGGAGGACAAACAAGAUGAAGGCAACUUUGUUUCAGCCAUGGAUACGUGGCCUGAUGCGGCUACACCCUCACCCAAUCCCGGUGCCUCGCCUGAGGCAGUUUAUCCUAUUCGUCAGAUCGAGGAUGGCGAUGAAGAGGAUUUGGGCUUUGGGAACAAUGCUCACAAGAAAAAGAAACAGGAAGGCGAUACGCCAAAGUCAGAAGUCAGCGAUUCGAAGGCUGAGAAACCUCCAGCGGAAAGCAGCUCCGCAGCACUCAAGGAGAAGCCCAACAUUCCUGAUCCGCCUCCUUCCAGAGGGUGGUUCUCUGGCUGGUUCAGCAAAAAGGACACCACCAGCCCGGCUCCCGUUCGGGCUAACUUGGGAGAAACCAAAAAUGCAUUUUACUUUGACAAGGAAUUGGGCAAGUGGAUAGACGGCAGGGUGGGUGCAUCCUCAGCACCAGCGCCCACUCCACCCCCUUCAAGAGCCCGUACCGUAUCUCCUAGCACUAUGAAUGGUGGUCUACCAAAGCCCAGCUCCAAACCGCCUCCAUUGAGCAGUGCCACGCCGCCACCCCCUCGCGCCCAAUCCUCAAUGGGCUUAAGUAGCACUAAACCCCCACCCCCUCCAGCAUCACUACGGGGUCCCUCCGGACUAUCGGCGUCGUUUAUCCCGCCAACCCCUGGCUCAGAAGGUACAGAUGAGACACUUCCCGCUAGGGCCAAAAGUGCGCAAGGGCAGCGUAAGAACGCCCGGGCACGUUAUGUGGACGUUUUUAAUAAUCCGCCACCUUCAUGAAGUUUCUGUUGCAUAUGCCGUAUUUAAUACCCGUUCACAUUGCAUCUUUUCAUAUUCCGUCUUCGUUCCAUUCGCACUGGUUUAUGAUUUGAACUUUGUUCGAACCUUUGGUACCAUCAAACUAGACCUCCCCCCAAUAAGCUCUGGACAUGACUGACCCCGCUGUAUUUGGGCACCUGCUCGUAACGUUAGAUGUAAUUAUGGAGUGUGAGAUCUGACAGGACCGCCAAAUUUGGUCAAAGGCAUUA
Molecule: messenger RNA, 4905 nt
Organism: Cantharellus anzutake
Lineage: Eukaryota; Fungi; Basidiomycota; Agaricomycetes; Cantharellales; Hydnaceae
Product: Sec23-binding domain of Sec16-domain-containing protein
Exons: 8
Coding region: 29-4657 (1542 amino acids)
Biological process (GO): Golgi organization; COPII vesicle coat assembly; autophagy
Cellular component (GO): ER to Golgi transport vesicle membrane; endoplasmic reticulum exit site
Source: RefSeq, a predicted model, not a curated record